UACACGCACUAAACAAUGGCAAAUGCACAAGCGCCUGUCGUGGCGGUCGGCCCGCUGGGGGACGGUCCGGUUCAGGUGGCCUGUCCUAAGUGCCAUCAGACUGUUCUCUCUAAGGUGGACUACUCCGCUGGUUUGCUCACUUACCUUUUCUGUGGAGGACUCUUCUUCUGUGGCUUUGUUUUAGGUUGCUGUCUCAUCCCGUUCUGUGUGGACCGGCUGAGAGACGCAAAGCACACCUGUCCCACCUGCAAGACUGUACUCGGAGUGUAUAAACGCUUGUAACCGAUAUCAGAGCUGCAAUGAUUGGUGGAGCCAAACAUUUACUAGUUUCAUGCUUCUAAAUUGUGGGAAUUUGGUGCUUUUCAUGGUAGUCAACUGAAUUUGAAGACGUUACAAAAUUACACAAGGCAUAUUUCAAUAUUUCCUGAAAUUGUAUAGACAAAGUUGAUCGAUAAAAUUGUCUGUUGCAGUCCUAACUGACAUGGCUUUCUAAAACUUCAACACAUCCAUCUGUACACCAGAUUACACACAGCA
Centropristis striata (black sea bass) is the source of this 534-nucleotide messenger RNA. RefSeq names its product lipopolysaccharide-induced tumor necrosis factor-alpha factor homolog. Gene Ontology annotation, molecular function: zinc ion binding. The transcript is spliced from 4 exons. Lineage: Eukaryota; Metazoa; Chordata; Actinopteri; Perciformes; Serranidae. Bases 16 to 282 code for a protein of 88 amino acids. The record is from RefSeq and is a predicted model, not a curated record.